AUGCCAAAAGACCGAGAAAGAUCGCAUGAAGACAAAGACCGAGAGAAAAGAUCGCAUUCUAGGUCUUCAUCAUCUCGUCACCGGCGCACUAAACAUAGCAGUGGACGUCGGGAAAGCUCACGAGAGCAUCGCAGGCAUAGACCGUAUCAACGCGAAAAAGAUUCUCUGUCAUCGACGCAUAUUUACUUUACAGGAUCGGACAUAACUCCCUCCGUUUCAGUUCACACGGAUCACGUAACACUCGCGUCUAACUUGAGUUCGUUAGUAAACACACAGGAUGGCAUGCUAGAAAUCUUUGAAAAUUGCUGUCAGAUGUUGGAGCGAUUACGCCAAGAUCAUCAGGCUACCAAUUCUGCACUUUGGCGAAGCAGUUCUUCGUCUUCAAGUGACGGUUUGAGGCACCGGGGAGCUAAUAAGUCUAAUUUAGUUCCAGUGCCUCUAACAGCUACAAAGAAAUCUAAACCGAGGUGAGGUUGUGGACGCCAUUGAUCUAUGUUGUGAAGGCAAACUCAACCACCCGGAAGGGAAGUUCGGAUAUUUUUUUUUACUUAUACUUUAGCAGGGUCCCAAGUCUCUAUUGUCUCCAAUAUUAUUUUAUUUUCUGGGCAAAGAAAUAUUCAAAGUCUUUUAGAGUUGGUUAUGGAAGUUCAACAAUACCAAGUUAAAGUAGCCUGCGUAGCAAGCGUUUCCAAUCGAGUUAUUGCGCGAAAGUUAGAGCGGAAGCAAAAAAAAGGUGGAAGGGGAAGGGGAGAAGAGGAAACGCUUGCCCGCAAACCCCACGAUUCUGGAAAACGCCCCUUGAUAUUUCACGGUUCGGUGUAUUUGUAAAUUGACAGCUCGUCAAAAUAGAAGUAUAACGAACAGAUUUAACCCUUGGAUUACCAGAUUUGUAAAAUUACUUUUCCUCUAAUAGAACACGUUGCUGGCGAUUGCACGAACUGUAAUAAAAAAAGAUUUACGAUAAAAAAAACUCUAAGCGAUUGCUGCGAAAUUUCUUGUUUUUCAUUGUGUGACUUUUCGUCUGAAACCUUGUCGACACAUCAAAAAUGAUUUGUCCGAAACAAUUCACUUCGCUGGGUAUAAGUCUUGCAGAGUGGUUGCUCUUCAGCCUGUGUCGAAACGUUCUCUACAAUACGUGCCGCUAAAUUUCCAAUAAACAAAAAUAAUCUUUUGAUUUCAAAAAGCUGACAAAUCGCUUGUCCAUGGCGGCUUUAGCUAGUGUCGAAUACCUAUGUUCUGAUUUAUGUUGAUGUUCUUAUCUCCAACAAACAGUCCAUUUUUUCCAGUCAGAUCCACACGCCGUCAUUCUCAAUGAAUUGGCCUUCCCUAGUUUCCACUGCUCAAUCUCCAAUUAUACUUUGAAGACUCUGAUCUCAUAAACCUUUGCACAAACACGAUUCAAAUAUAUAUCAGUCCAAAGUAUUUGUAAUCUGCGACCACAAAUCAGAUGAGACCAGAUCUGUGACGCAUGAAAACAAAGCAUACCUGGUUUGAUUGAUGUUUUGAAUGCUAAGUAUUUAACACUACCCGCACUGCGCCAAUCAGAAGCUGCAUUCGUGGGCGAACGCAGUUUUUCAAAAUCGUGGGGUUUGCGGGCAAGCAUUUCCUUCUUUCCCCUCCCCCUCCGCUGUCAUUCAUUUUUUUGCUCUUGUCUCAGCUUUCCAGACGAACCCCGCGAGGAAACGCUUGCUACGCAGGCUAAAGUUAAAGUACCCCCUCUGAGUCCCCUCUCCCUUCAAUUCCCACAAUAUACACCAUGGCCUUUUGUUGUGGAUUGGUGACUGCUAAGCAUUGCAUUGUGGAACAGAGAUGCUGUUUGGAUUUAUAUAGCAAGAUAACUUUUACCAAAUUUGCUGUUGUUGUUGUUUUUUGCACAGUCAAAUCCAAUUUCUUGAAUCCUCCCAAUACAACUGUAUUUUCAGCCAGUGCGCUGGUGCUAUCUACUGUAUGCAAGCAGCUCUCACAUUUUGCUGCUCUGGGCCGCUUUUUGCUGGUCUUAGUUUAUGAUUCGUUGGAGGAUGACUUUCCUGGAUCCUUAAACUCUAAAAUCAAAAUUUGAAUUCUCAUUUGUUGCCCCUAUUCAUUUCCUACAGAAGUACUGCGGAGAAGUUGAUAAAUAUCAAACAAUUCAUCUUGUGUGAUCAUGUCCGUAAUUCUCAUGACCACUCUGUUUUACAAAGCAUUGAUAUUACAAGGAGAAAUCUGAUGCUGAUAACUCUUAGAAAAUCUACUUGUCCCAGACUACCAGAGGGGACCUUUCUUGAGCCCUGGGGAAAGAUGAAUAUGAAAUAAUAUGAAAAUAUGAAAAUUCAUAUUUCUCUAUUUCAUCUAUGAAAUUCAUUUAUUCAUCAUUUCAAAGUGACUAUAUAAGACAGUCAAUAAAUGAAUCUGUCAUGUGGAUGAACUAUAAAACAAAAUGUAUUUUGUUAUAUUAUUUCUUUUGUCUUAAUGCAGUUUUAGCCAGAUGAUGGAGCUACGCAAAGUAACAGAUCUUGUUCCGGCUGCACAGACCAAACAACAGCUGCAUCAAAAAUUGUUGUCCCAUUCUGAAGCGAAACUUGAAUCCAUCGACAUUUCCUUGUUCUGCCCCCUCACUCAUUCACGAAUCGUAACCCCAGUGAGGGGAAAGAAAUGCAGACAUGUUCACUGUUUUGAUGGCGAGGCCUUUUGCAAUUUGAUGUGGGAGAAAGACCUUGCAAAGUGGAAGUGCCCAGUAAGUAGUACCUACCAAAACAAUCCUCACGGGAUUCAAGUAGUACCCACCAAAACAUUAGGGAAUUUAAGAUAGGUUUAAGGUGACGGCCACGAAAAUGGCACUUAAAAAGUGAAUUUGUGUUGUUUCAAUCUCAUUGCCAUUUCUCCAACUCAUUAACUUUGUCAAAUGCAAAGCAAACUCUUUUUUAGCCAAAUUCCUAAGAACCAUAUUCAAGUUCAGAAAGAGAAAGAAAAUUUAGCCGUUGCUUGUUUAGGUCCUCCAUAAGACAUGAAAUUAGGCAUUUUUCCGUCGUAGUCGGGCAGUGAUGGCAAAGAAAUGUACAAAAAAGUGUGUUACACGUGCAGAGUUGUUGUUUUGCUUAUUCAACCAUUUUGCUUUUUUGAUGUUCUCCUUGUCGUCAGCGUCAUGGCUUCUUAAAGUCCCUAUAAAUGGACUAUUGAUACAGACGAAAGCUACAAGACUAAAAUCUCAGACUUUGAGACUAGAAUUUGUUUCUUCAUAAAUCGAUAGAUUUUAAGGUAAUUGAAUAGCUGUAAUUGUGGGGAAGUAGACUGUGACGAGUCAUUAUUUUUACCUUAGGUGUCAGUUGCAGUUCAAUAGGUCAGAUAUUGCUAUCCACCAGGCCCCAGUUCUUCAAAAGCUGGAUAGCACUAUCCACCGGAUAAAUCUUUAUCCAAUGGAUAGUGCAAUUGGCUUCCCUAAUACUUAUCCACUGGAUGGAGAUUUAUCUGAUGGAUAGCGCUAUCCAGCUUUUGAACAACUGGGGCCAGGUCCUGGUUGUUCAACAGUGGGUAACGCUAUCCACCAAAUAAAUCACUAUUGGGCGGAUAAGUAUUAGGGAAGCCAAUUGUAUUAUCCACUCAAUUAGAGAUUUAUCCAGUGAAUAGUGUCAUCCACCUUUUGAACAACUGGGAACAGACCCACCCAAGUGUGAAAGUUCAAGCAAUUUCACAGUAACUUGUUUGGGUAGAACUGUUAUUCUGUCAAGGGAGACUCUCUUUAGUUAGAAAACUGGACUGAGAGUUUCUGUUUGAUUUUUGUUUUGGUUUGAUUUUUUUUUCACAUUACAAAAAAUAUAAAAUGAUUUCAUUUGAUUUAAGUUUUUAUUGUAGAUAUUCCUUUUUCCGGUAGGGGAAUGUGAGCUUUACUUAUUGUUCAAAUUCUUACUUAUUAAGUGUUGCUGUGAUCACUUAUAUUUGGACAAGAAAGCUUAGAAAAUUACUUGUCCAGUAAGAAACUCCUUCUAAUGACUGGAUGGGGCUUUUUUAGCUCUGAAACAAAUCUUUGGGUUUUCUAUAUUACACCAAGUUUAAAACGAAGCAUUUUAUAAAUUUGCAGAUUUGUAAAGGUCCAACACCACUGUCUGAGUUGAUUGUGGAUGGAUUAAUUGUCGAAAUCCUAGCAUCAGUUCCAGAGGACGUGAAAAGUGUGGAGUUCACAUCUGAUGGAUACUGGAGAUUGAAGCAAGGAGCUUCACUACCCUCUGCAAACACAUCUUCAAUCAGCUUGAACUAUAACCAAGGAAAUAAUGAGGUCAUUGACCUUACCUUUGACACCCCAGGGAAAGUAAUUGUCAAGAAAAAUACUUUAGUCAGCAAUACCACUCCCCCUGUUAUCGACCUGACUUUGUCUCCUUGA
Molecule: messenger RNA, 4354 nt
Organism: Porites evermanni
Lineage: Eukaryota; Metazoa; Cnidaria; Anthozoa; Scleractinia; Poritidae
Source: the annotation of a GenBank genome assembly